Messenger RNA from Pocillopora meandrina, 8267 nucleotides. The record is from the annotation of a GenBank genome assembly. Lineage: Eukaryota; Metazoa; Cnidaria; Anthozoa; Scleractinia; Pocilloporidae.
AUGGAAAAUGAACUGAAUGCAUCUACUGCUUACCCAAAUGCAACAGAGUCUUAUUUACAGCCUUAUUUGGAGCCGAUCGCUCUCAAGAUAUUUCGCUUUGUAAUAUACGCUGUAAUCAUCGUUUUCGCCUUGGUGGGCAAUGUCGCCGUGUGUAUUAUUUCAAGUCGUACUCGUCGCCUUCAGACCAGCACGUAUUGUUUAGUUAUGAACUUGGCCAUUUCCGACAUCGGAUCUGUGCUUUGUCUCCCAUUCUUGUUACCUGAACUCUUUAUUGGAAACUGGCUGAUGGGAGAAGCUAUGUGCAAAUUGCUGAAACCCAGUGUUGUGGUGUUUAACUUUGUAACAACGAACACGUUGGUGGCCAUAGCGUGUGAUCGAUUUCGUGCCGUGGUGUUCCCGUUCGUUAUGCGACCAUCAAAAUCAGAAACACGCUUGAUCAUCGCACUGCUGUGGCUUAUUGCCUUUUUGUUCUCUUUGCCUUCGUAUGGUGCUAUGACCGUCCUGGAUUUUCCAGAUAGUCCUGGCAUUUACUACUGUUUGGAUGUUUUCUCAGAUAACUUUGACAAAGAUACUUUCUAUCGUCGUAUUUACACAAUAACAAUGUACGCCGUGAAUGUUCUUCUUCCAGUACUUGCCAUCUCGGGACUGUAUCUAAAAAUCGCAGCCACUUUAAAACAUUUUCGCCUCAUACCAGUGGCACUGAGACCCAAUCGUUCGUGCUCACUCAACACCACGCCCAAUUCGAGUCCGCGCUCCUCAAUAGUAAAUACCAACAAGCUGAACAUGAAUCCCGCGGGUGCAAUAAAGAGACAGAUGAUGGAGAGGAGAUUUCUCAAGAUGUUGAUGACUGUGCUUCUUGUUUACGUACUGUGUUACAUUCCUUUCCAAACGUUGUACCUCGUUUACGAGUUUAAUCCGGAUCUGGCAUAUCUAAGCUACCUACAGCCACUUUCGGAAUUUUUAUACUUGAUUGUGUGGCUUCCGAACGCUCUGAAUCCAAUUUGCUACGGUUGUUUAAACGAACAGUACAAGAGAGCUUUUAAAGCGUUGAUAUCUAAACCUCGAAAAUACUUUCAGUCAUUCAGAUCGCGGCGGACUUUAUCAACAAGAACUAAGACCUUGGCUGGAGUUAAAAUUCGGUGAAGUGCUGUAGUUAAGGGGGGGGGGGUUAGAAAGAAAGAUAAUAUAUCUAUUUGAAAAACAUGAAAAUGCAUAACUCCGUACAUUAUCAGCAUUCCCUGUGAGAAUGCUCCUUCAUAUUAAAAAUAUACAACGUUCUUCAGUUACCCUGUGGCUUUCUGUCCAAUGCAUAUCACCAUAAUUACGAUGGCAACAACUUGAAACUGGUUGUCAACCAAGUGACACCCUGGCACUUGCAAAAACAACACUUCAAAUUACCCAAGAUUCAUAAUUUAGGAAGAGAAAGUCAGCCAAAAGGAAAAUAUUGUUUAUGGUUGUAAUCUGUAUUUAUUAACGUUAGAAUGCUACAGUAGCUCGAAUAUUUAUAGUUAUUGUGGUGUGAUAAAAACAAAGUUAUUGUACAAAGAAAAUAUAUCUUACCUGGGUGCAUGUACGUACAUAAAGAUUUGUUACUGUAUGUAGAGGUGGCAUUGUGAUUAUCAUAGCGAUAAGAGGAAGUGCAUUUGGUUUGUCUCCACACUGAAAAUAAAGAAAUUUGAAGCUGUACACGACAAGAGUUUUGAACCGGGAAUCAAGCGUGAUUAUUUUGAGUGGUCGUGUUUACAUUGAAACCUGUAUCAAUCCUCUUAAUACUAACAGUGAGUAUUGCAUCUAAUUUCCCCGUACUGCGCCCCUCCUGCAUCCAACAUUAACGUCAUGAAGAAAAAAAAAAAGGAAAUUUAAAAUGAUCGUCUACCUGAAGAAGUUCUUGACUGUAAGACAAAUUCUCCCUGUCGGUACCAUAUAAAAUGUAUGAAGAAUGCUAUGGAGAAUAUCCAUUUUGAUGUUAGGGUGUAAAGGUUAUGAAGGCAGGGAUGGCGCAGUGCUUCCUUAUCCUGGUGACUGACUACGGUCUGGGCGCAAUUCACGGAACUGACGUCACACGUGGGCUGAGUUCGUAGUUCCUUGUUCCAAGGGUUUUCGCUGGGCUCUACAGUUAUCUUCUCUCCAAAAGAACUAACCCUUUAAAUUUCAAUUCCAUGCACCAGGAAUAAAGUGGACGAAAGCUAACCCGAGGAAGUUUCACUGCUGAAUUCAAUUUUUUUUUGUUUUAUCUAUUCACUAAGCGGACAACCUUGCGUCCUUACUAAAUCCAGGGUUUACUAGAAUGCCUAAUUGUGACAAGUCCAGUAUUUUUGUGAGUAUUCAUCAUUGAAUAGUAAUUCUUUCUACCUUUCUCGAGGAAAGUGUUUCGCCGAGAUGUAGUUUGCAAGGUGAAGAGUUUAUUAAAACAUACGAAACAGUCGCACCCUUGUCUUCUCUUUGAAUUGCGGUACAUAACUAUGCACAUGAGCUAUUAAAGUUUGACUCUAAAUUGCUGACAGACAAAGACCUAAAAUGACAGGAAAUCUAUUCUAGGAAUACCGAACAUUUUUUUACGAAAGUAAUUAGUGGUUUUCUGUUCCUCGGAAACAGACAAGUGUUCAGCGAUUUUCAGAUCUUUUUAAUAAACGCUGUAACCUGUCUCACUGAGAAUCGAUUCAUCCAUUCCUGUGAAAACUCACCUUACUUGUGUUCGUAAGUUUCACUCUUAUCAAGUUAGGUUCGUUGGGCCUUUAACAUAUAUCUAAAUGCAUAAAUAAUACGCAUGCAUGGCCAUACAUUUUGAUUAAUAAUUCUUAUUUGACCUAGAACGAGAAAUCGGGCAUAAUUUGUUAUUGGAGGUGGUCGCAUCUUAAAGCGCAAAGUGAAAAGGUGAAGAACUCAUCCAGGAAAUCAGGAAGCCUAGGAGACUACACGUUCAACUUGCAGAAAGCAAAUUGUGAGUAGAAGGUGUUGAAGUUGUUUAGUUUUCAUCAUGAAGAUUUCACUAAUUAUGGUUGUUGCUUUGUGUGUUGCCACUGAUGGACGUUUGUAGUUAGAAAAACGAUGAUCGUCAACUCUGAGAUCUUGUAGUGUUAUUGUUCGGCUUGGAGACCUACUGAAAAGCACCACUGUCGAUGGAAGUGACUGAAGUUAAAACAACAUAAGCAAACGUUAACACCACACAACACUAAUGAGCGACUAUUCGUCACGAGCUCGGGCCAUUUAUGAUAACAACCUUUGAAAUGUUACACUUCAAUAGUUCGAGUUCUAAUCGAUCAUUUUGGUUGUUAUUUGCCACACAUCAGCUUUCAGUGUAUUGUAGUAAGCAGGAUUAUCUUUCUAAAGAAAAAAACAACAAAAAACAGAACAAAGACUAUGCAAAAACAAUUUAUCCUCUUCAUCUAUUAAACUAUCACAUGUCGACUUGAGGUGCUAAAUAUAGAAAGGUUGUUUCGGGUCUGAUUCCUUUCUUUUGCCGUCAGACGCAGUUCGAUUUUCCUCUAUGAAAUUUUUAGUUUUCAAGUGUGAUUUGGCUUCUUCUGGCCGAUUUGAAAAGACAGAAAUUAAAUCUAGUCUUAAAUACUAAGUCGUUGAUUCGCUGUUUCCACUCGAAUUGCUUUUUAUCAACAGACGGAUCAAUGUCAGUGUCAAUUGACAGAAUUUGAAAUUGUGCUGCCAAAAGCGACGAGUAUUUGCAUAAAAGGUGAAAAUAAACAGGCGGAGAAGUUUUGAUGUAGACGAAUAUGUUCUUUUCAGAUUUUAAUUAAAUAAUGUCCAACGUUUAUGUGUAAGUCACGCAUCAGGAGUGUCUUAAAGUAAUACAUAGCCUGGGUCGAAUAAUAAAAUACUGCAUCGGCAGUGGGAUUAAGGUGGCUCCAAAUGAAAUGUUGAUUUAAUUUUUUUAAGCAUAAAUUCUUUGACUGAUCAACAGUGGUUUGCCUUUUUUCCUUGAGGAAAGUGCAGUUUUAGUACUUGUAAAGUUUUUUUGACAUCAUAGGUUGUCAUAGUAACAUUGUGGCCUCCUAAUGAAAUACACCCUCGUUACUUUCGUCAUAUCCAGCGCCUUUUCCGAUUGACGCCCCCCUUGAAGUUGGCUGCCACUCUGAGCAACUAAAAGUUGUGCGGAAUGUUCGAAGUGAAUAAAAUUUUUCCAAAUAUCAAAAUAUGCUGGACGUUAACAAAAAAAACUUUCUAUUCAUUUUCGCAGUAUAGUACCGCCUUUGAACCCUGUAACCCUGUCAGAGACGACUGAUCCCCUCUCUGUUUCCCCCUGAAAAUCCCUCCCCCCCCUCACCCCAUGCUCCAAGAUGAUAAAUGAAUCAUAAUUGCUCCCUAAUGACGAAAAUGAAUGGUAUCCCCUCCCCCUCUGCUCCAAGAUGAUAGAUGAAUCAACUGCUCGUUAAUGAUAGAAAAUCUGGAAUCGUCUGUGAAUGAGAAACAUUUCUGCAAUGUAUCAAGUUCGCUCCUAUGAUCUCAUAAUGCGCACUUAUACUUCGUAAUAACAUUAAAUGUAACAAAACUCCAGCACCUUCAGAUUUGUCCCUACGAAGAAAAUACUCGCGCUCGAGCUCUGCAGUUUCUCAUCCUUCUGAAAUCGGUAAGUGUAUGUCAAAUCAGUAGGUAUUGCUGUUAAAAUUCUCAGCGUCUUUCGUGAUCAUAUCUAAGAUGGAUAGCGAAUGCGAAAUAUCUUUCUUGUUCCCUUGAUGGCUUUAUCGCCGGUCUCAUACCCUUCAAGUUUCGAUAGCAUAUAACUUGUACCUCCAGGGCACUUGAACAAGCUUUUGUCUUUACAAUCAAAUUCCAACAAUAACUAUUGACAAAUGAUAGCAGGUAAUUUAGUGUUAACAACUGGGUUGAAAACGUAAAAAAGCUGACGUUUCGAGCGUUAGCCCUUCGCCAAUCGCUCUGACGAAGGGCUAACGCUCGAAACGUCAGCUUUUUUACCCUUUACGGUGGCUAAUUUGCGUUUUCAACCCAGUUGUUAACACUAAAUUACCUGCUAUACCCUCCCACCGACGCAGCACCACAGUUUCUUUAGAAACUUACCCCUUUAUUCAUUUGACAAAUGAUAGAUUACUUCGAAUGUUUAAUGCUAGAAAGAGAGAAAGGAUUCCAAUAACAACCUAUGUAAUCUGAUCGUUAUCUGUCUCUCUCAGGAUACAACACAACAUGUUCUUUUUCUUGUCACAUUUAAUUCCCUUAAGUAGGACUCAACAUAGAGAAUAUGAUGUUUGUGACAGGCAUAAAACACGGUAAAUUAGCGGGUUAACAUGGCGACGACAAAUGGCGAUGCUCCAUCUUUACAUUUGCUAUCGAAGCGGCAGUAAGUAAGAGAGAGAGAGAGAAAGAUAGUUGCGCAAGAGAAGGAACUCUCCUCUCUUUUCCUCGGCUCUGUAGAGAGGCUUUUUUUUUUUCCUUUUUUUUUUUUUUUUGCACUCACCGAUUAUCCAGAGUACCCUGGAGGGGAGUGUCAACGGCGCCGUUCACAACUCUCUUACCUAGAGUAGUUAUUAUGCCCAUUCUCGCGAGAUAAACUAGGAUGACCUCCCUUAAAUUUGGGGUUCUCAAAAAUAGUCGUUAAAACCUAUGGUCAAAAAUUUUAAAUACCUUUAAGAUUUACCCCCAACUGAGGGAAACGACCCACUUAACUUAGCAAGUGAUGAUAGUUUCUACCCUUGUUUUUAGGCGAGACUUAAAAGAUAGUCGGAACGUAUGCUAAAGAAGAAUUUGUGGAGCGAAAUUUUGCCCCCUGAGAAGUUAAACCAUCACAAACUGUGUUGAUGUGAAUAUUUUUUAGUUGUCAACGGGCAGCUUCGAUCUUCUUUUUCUUCGGUGAAAUCAAACACCAGCGGCCGUCAUAUUUUUCAAGUAUUCCGGGCUCAAUCGGGGCUACUCGAAAGGACGCAAAUAUGGCAUCCCCAUCAAAAUUAUUGUUUGACUUUUUGGCAAGUAACUCAUCGGCCUAAAAAUGGUCUGAUUUGAAACGUUUACUCCGAUAUAUAGAGAAUAAUAUAUGGGCGCGCGUGUAUAUAGAAUUUCUCUUCGAGUGUUCAACUAGAAGGGAAAUUCGUAUUUCAGUUUCACUGAAGUGUGUUGUUACGGCUUUUCUCAGAGCUAGAAAUCCUUGUAUAACACUGUUGUUUAUAUGAGAAAAUGUUUUAUUUCUCGGUGUCGUGACAGUAGGAGCCAUGUGACCGACAGCGCGGCUAAAACUUUAGAACGGCUAUCACAAUCGAGGGACUGCUUUACAUAUGAUUAAACGACGUUUAUCGAUAGCAUGCAUGAUAACCCUCUACUUGACACGAAAAGGUCACUAUUAUUUAUCUGUUCCUAGCAAAGAAAAAGCAGAGGGCGGCUGACAGAUGGCUCAAUCUCCAGUCCAUUUCGUGAGCUAAGCGUAAUAAAUAAACGGCUCCGUUCCCUUGGCCGCGGUUAUUUUGCUCCCCUGUGGAAAAGCUUACUUGAAGUCUGCCUUAACAAAGAAAAGCUGUCAGAAUAAGGACACCACAGUGGACAAAUUAAUAUUUACCGCAACUGCGACGCGAGAGAGAAUAAAGAAGCUUUUUAAAAAACUUACGACUAGAAAAAAGAAAAAAAAAAUGAAUGGCUGUAAAUAAAUCGGGUGGUUAUGAAACACAACAUUGGUGGUGUUCCUUGAAAAUUUAUAUACGCUAUAAGCGGUUAUUAUGAAAGAAGUGAGUAAAGAGUAAUUUAUUACUUCAUUUUAUGAGACUCGAUUAGUUUGAGUCUAUUCAUGGCAGAAUUUUUUGGUCAGUGAAAUUAUUGAAAAAGCAACUUAUCUACACUGGUAAACAGAGUGAAGAUUCGCUUUUCCUUGGGUGUUGUACAGAAAAUCCAGAGCAUGAUUUUUGAUAUGCAAUCUCAUCUCAUAGAGAGACUCAUUACAUUUAUGGAGUAGACAACUUCGAGUUAAAAAACUAGCUGGACUCUUCGCAUAAUUUGCCUUCAUUUAUAGAUACAUGUUUGUGUGUGCAAUUUUAACCAACUCGUUGUACAAAAAAAAAACCCUCAAGUGUGUUAUUGUUCACCUGUUUUUCAGUUACAUUCGUUCGAAAGCAAGUUUGAGAAGAACAGCGGGGACUGAGGUCAAAAUGUAUGAUGGCGGAACCCCUACAAAUGUGUCUAUUGCCGCUGAUGAUAAUUCUACCGGUUUACCAGAGAUUGAUUCAACCUUUUAUUUGGAGCCGAUCGCUCUCAAGAUAUUUCGCUUUGUAAUAUACGCUGUAAUCAUCGUUUUCGCCUUGGUGGGAAAUGUAGCCGUGUGUAUUAUUUCAAGUCGUACUCGUCGCCUUCAGACCAGCACGUAUUGUUUAGUUAUGAACUUGGCCAUUUCCGACAUCGGAUCUGUGCUUUGUCUCCCAUUCUUGUUACCUGAACUCUUUAUUGGAAACUGGCUGAUGGGAGAAGCUAUGUGCAAACUACUUAAACCCAGUGUUGUGGUGUUUAACUUUGUAACAACGAACACGUUGGUGGCCAUAGCAUGUGAUCGUUUUCGCGCCGUGGUGUUCCCGUUCGUAACGCGACCAUCAAAGUCAGAGACACGCUUGAUCAUUUCACUUCUUUGGCUUAUUGCCUUUUUGUUCUCUUUGCCUAUGUAUGGUGCAGAGACUGUUAUAGUUUUUCCAAAUAGCUCUGACAUCUAUUACUGUUUGGAUGUUUUCUCAGACAACGUGGACAAAGACACUCUCUAUCGUCGCAUUUACACAAUUACGAUGUAUGCUGUACAAGCUCUUCUUCCUGUGAUUGUCAUCUCGGCGUUGUAUCUAAAGAUCACAGCCACCUUAAAGAAUAUACAUCUUGUUCCUAUAGCACUACGACGCAGUCGCUCUUGUUCACUUAACUCUACGCCCAACAUAAGUCCGCAUUCAUCCAUCUUAAAUUUAAACAAACUGAACAUGAAUCCUGCAGGCGCACAGCGGCGACAGAUGUUGGAAAAGAAGUUUCUUAGGAUGUUGCUAACCGUGCUUAUUGUUUACGUGCUAUGUUAUCUUCCGUUUCAAACGCUGUACCUUGUUUACGAAUUUAAUCCAGACUUGGACAACCUGAAAUUCAUGCAACCACUGUCGGAGUACCUUUACAUGAUAGUGUGGCUGCCAAAUGCCAUAAAUCCGGUUUGCUAUGGAUUUUUAAACGAGCAGUACAAACGCGCUUUUAAGGCACUGAUAUUAAGACCUCGUUCAUUCUUUCAGUCUGUCAGAUUACGGCGCAGGCUUUCCAAAACUGUCAUCGCCGAAGUGCAGUUGAAAGAUAUUGCAGCAUAG